This is a messenger RNA of Scophthalmus maximus (turbot), 3162 nucleotides long. RefSeq names its product phosphatidylinositol glycan anchor biosynthesis, class T (gene pigt). NCBI's taxonomy places the organism in Eukaryota, Metazoa, Chordata, Actinopteri, Pleuronectiformes, Scophthalmidae. Gene Ontology annotation, cellular component: GPI-anchor transamidase complex. Bases 45 to 1991 code for a protein of 648 amino acids. Gene Ontology annotation, biological process: attachment of GPI anchor to protein. The transcript has 11 exons. The record is from RefSeq and is a predicted model, not a curated record.
UGACGCGCUAACGCGGAAGUGCUCCACCACUGCGAGAGGAGAAGAUGGCAGCUCGCAGGCGCCUCGUCUCGGCUCUGCUGGUGUUUCUCUGCGCUUCGUCGGUGUUUAGCGGCGCCGAGAGUCAAGAAGCGACGCUGACGGGCGGCCACCGCGCCGCCGCGGUCGACGACCCUCCAACGGACACCGAGAGAGCGGAACAAGCUGCCGAGCAGCCCGCGGUGGAGGAGAGGCGGUGGGAAGCGACCGAGGUGGAAGAGGCGACUCCGGAUGAAGCUGCGGGCGAGAAGCAGGACACCUCGGCCCCCGGGACCGCGGCCCCCUCCUCCGCACCUCAACCCAAGGAUGACUUUCAGGAGGAGCUGGUCGUCAGACCGCUGCACUCGGGAGAUAUUUAUGCCAGCUUCCAGUUCCGCACCCUGUGGGAAACUGACUUCACCAGAGAAAACAAAGUCUCCCACUACCGGUUGUUCCCCAAGUCCCUGGGUCAGGUCAUCUCCAAGUUCUCAGUGCGAGAGCUGCACAUCUCCUUCACUCAGGGCUACUGGAGGACCAUGCAGUGGGGGCAGCCCUUCCUGCCGUCCCCUCCCGGUGCCGAACUCUGGGUCUGGUUCCAGGACUCUGUGACGGAUGUGGACGGCACCUGGAAAGAGCUGACCAAUGUUUUGUCGGGGAUUUUCUGUGCUUCACUCAACUUCAUUGACUCCACCAACACCGUUCAGCCCAGUGCUUCCUUCAAACCACUGGGAAUAGGAAACGAAGCGACCGACCAUCGCUUCCUCCGCUAUGCCACCCUCCCACGAGAGAUUGUUUGCACAGAGAACCUGACACCCUGGAAGAAACUAUUGCCAUGUGGAUCCAAGGCUGGUCUCGCUGUCCUGUUGAAGUCCGAGAAACUCUUCCACAGCAGUUUUCAUUCCCAGGCAGUGCACAUCAGACCUGUGUGUGAGGACCGGCAGUGCAAGACCACAUCCUGGGAGCUCCGACAGACGCUGAACGUGGUCUUUGACCUUUACACCUCUGGACAGGGCAAGCGAGAGUGGUCUCUGUUCAAGAUGUUCUCUCGGACCCUGACAGAAGCUUGUCCACUGGCCUCCUCCAGUAAAAUCUAUAUCGACGUCACAGACAACCCUCAGGGGGAGCAGUUUGAACUGAGCCCGGCCACAGCCCUGCUGAGCCAGGCAGUGGUGCUGGGGGACAGACGCACCUUCUCCGUCUACGAUCUGACCCAGCAAAUCACCUUCGGCAGCGUGCGCUCCCUAAACCUGCUUAUCCGCUGGAAAUCCACUGAGGGUGACAUGCUGCGUCCGCUGCUCCACGCUGAGCGCUACGUGGCCGGUUACGGGCUGCAGACGGGAGAGAUUCACACGCUGAUGUACAACAACCACCCGUACAGGUCUUUUCCUGUGCUGCUGCUGGAUUCAGUUCCCUGGUACCUUCGUCUCUACAUACACACGCUCACCGUCACCAGCAAGGGAAAGGACAACAAGCCCAGCUACAUCCACUACCAGCCAUCCAAGGACCGCCUCAGGCCCCACCUGCUGGAGAUGCUGGUCCAGCUUCCUCCCAACUCUGUCACUGAGGUCACCGUGCAGUUUGAGAGGGCUCUGCUCAAAUGGACCGAAUACACCCCUGAUCCCAACCACGGCUUCUAUGUCGGCUCUUCAGUAAUCAGCUCUCUUGUACCGAGUAUUGUCGCCAUGGAUACAAACAGCACUCUGAAACGCCCCCUUUUCAGCAGCUUUUUUCCCUGUAAAGAGGAGUCCAGCUUCUUCGUGCGCAUCUACACAGAACCUCUGCUGGUCAACCUGCCAACCCCAGACUUCAGCAUGCCUUACAACGUCAUCUGCCUGACCUGCACCGUGGUGGCCGUGGGCUACGGCUCCCUCUACAACCUACUGACCCGGAGCUUCCAGAUUGAAGAGCCCAGCCCAGGACUGGCCAAGCGGAUAGCCAACAUCAUCCGCAAGAUGAGGGGCGUGCCGCCUCUCUGAGGCUGGACACAGAUGCCAACUGGCUCUGCUUUCAGAGAGAAGCUCUGCUAUUGGCGAAAACCACUGGUAAACAUGUGAUAUUCAGGGAAAAACGGAGUCAAACACUGGUGUGAAUGUUGACUGUAUGAACGGUCAACUUCAGGUUUUGGGUUUUCUUUUUUUAUGGAAGAGGAUGAAUGACUCUGAACACUAACACAGGCAGGAUCAUUUCCUAAUGGCUAAAGACGAGAAAUGUGGACAUUUGUCUACUUGGAGCUUUGUUAUUGUUUGACAAGUAGAAGGAACCAAAGCUGUGGAAUCUGCAGCAGUGGGAACUGCAUCGGUGUGUUUUUUUGUUUGAUUGUUUUUGUUUUGUGAAUGUCAGAAACCAUGAAACCACACUCCACUACAUCAUAAUUUAUCCACACCGUCACUGCGGCAUUUUAUCAGUUUGGAAACUGAGAUAAAGUUAUGUUUCUACAAUGAUGAGGCUGCACUAUUUAAACCUCUGAGUGGAGAUAGAUAAAGGACCCUCACCUUUGGUCUCAUACUUUGUUCCUGACAUGUUGAUUCCCAUCGUCCCGUCAGGAAAGAUUAAAUACAAAGAUCUUUUGCAGUCAGACUGUAACAUUUUUAUCAAAGCUCAGGUAUGACCGGUUUCCCCACGGCCAAGCUAUGAAGGUAAAUAUGUUGCAAAAUGCAAGCGCUUGCAUUUUGCAACAUAUUUACCUUCAUACAAGCAAACUAAACACAGCAUGAAGGUUGCACUAUGGGACAUCCAGAAGUACAGUUUAUCCUUUUUAUGUAGAGUCCCUGUUGCGUGAUUCUUUUCUGUUGACGUUUUAAUGAGAAAACACCUGCACACAAAAAAUACGGAAAUUGUUUUGCUGAACAACCAUGUGAUUUGACUGGAACUCGGAAUAGCCCUCUCACCAAACAUUUAUUUUGCACUCAUUUUUGACUGCAUGCUUGAAUGUUAUAUGCAAUUGUCUGCAGGUCAUGAAAAUGAUUUGCCUUUAGUUUGCGACUUCCUCCCUCCUCAGCUUGAUGCAGUUGAAUUGUGUCUUACAGCAGACAAGCGAGUAAUGCUCGUCUGCCUAAAAGUCUCUUCUGUUUUGCAAUAUGAAUGUUUGACUUUACUAAGUGUGUUUGUAUGUUCUUUUUUCGCCUUUCAGUAAACUGACAAACAUUU